Messenger RNA from Bipolaris zeicola 26-R-13, 1350 nucleotides. RefSeq lists its product as uncharacterized. The coding region runs from base 1 to 1350 and encodes 449 amino acids. The transcript has 2 exons. The record is from RefSeq and is a predicted model, not a curated record. NCBI's taxonomy places the organism in Eukaryota, Fungi, Ascomycota, Dothideomycetes, Pleosporales, Pleosporaceae.
AUGAGUGCGACACCACGACCGAAGCGUAAGGCCCCCAAAGCUGGUUCAGGAAUCAAUGGACUCAUUACAGCAUGUAACCAGAAUGAUCGCUUCAAACUUUUAGAGGAUCCCACCGUUUUCCCGGGAGACUUGGACAACCCUAUCCAUACUGUAUUUUCUAAGUUGGAUAGUACAGGACCGAUGAAGCAGAUGCUGCAGCUGGCGUCGCAUUUCCUUAGCCACGAUGCACUUUUAUCCUUCUUCAUACCCUUGUUGUACGGCCGCGAACUUAAGGGCGUUAUCAAUAGCACAUAUAAAUUCUAUCUUUCCAAUCCUCUAGUCAGUGCGUCCAGAGAAAAGUAUCGAAUAUAUCUAGCUGGUGUGCGCGAUGCGUUGGAAUGUCUCAGUCACAGCGUUUCAUUUCAUUUUGUGUCACCUGUAAAGCGGGUGUAUGCACGCACUCUGAGAGAAGACGAACCAUCAACUCACAGCACAGAAUGUUAUUCCCUAUUCCAGCGAAAGUAUUUUUGCAAGAUUGAGUUAGCGGACUAUUUCAAGAGCUACUAUACCAGCGGUGAGUACUCCGCAGCGUCUCCAUGUGCGCAGUUUCGCCACGACUUUCUCUUUGCCACUACGCUCGUACAUGAGGUAGUCCAUGCCAUCGGUGUGCUGCGGCGAGGCAACCUUGACGAACCAUAUAUUCGAGCUGAUUGCCCAGAUACCGAGUGGGGGUAUGGCUGGGAGCAUUUCAUGUUUGGUUGCGUUAUUAAUCCACAAGAUAGAUCUAAGCCUGGGACACAUCUACUGAUGCGCAAAAUAUGGGCAGAUCCGAAAACAGCGGAAGAGGCUGGAGGCAAAGAGUACUCAGAUGUUUCUAUGUCUUACAUUGCGCAGUGGUUUCGCAAAGACACAUGGGACAUAGUUCGCAAGCAAGGGCCAACUGCAAUUGCUGCCCCCAUUACCCAUUUUAAGAUUCAGUCUUCGAACAAGCUCAGGGCUUGGGUGGUUAAAAGCGAUUGCCCAGAAAUCAUAGAUGAUUUGAUUGAACUACAUGAACAAUGGGGAAGAUGUGCCAUAAAGCCCAGCCCUGUAUCAGGUUCUCCAACAACAAACAAUGGCCGUGUGCGAUGUACGAAGAUUCUAUGGCAGUCCAUGACUCCUGAACAGCUCCAGGAACACAAUGUACCUAUACCGGUUCGUGCACCGCAAAGCAUAAAAAAAGAUACUGCACUCUACAACACCCUCGAUUCCGAUUGUCGUCCUACUCGGAAGCGGCGCACAGAUCCAGCGGAAGAAUGCGGCCAAGCUAAAAAAAAAGUUAAAAAGCUAGAAACAGGAGUUAGUCUAGAUUCGCGUCGCCCAAUCUCUUAG